GUAUAUAAUGGGGUUUUUUUUUAACUCACCAUGUCCGGAUUUCUCGAUGGACUGCGAAACCCUUGAAACUCAAUUGAAGAAUUUCUAUUGAAGUUCGGACGAUUGUCUCGGAGUUGCUCGUGGCUAAGCCAUCAUUUUGUCAACUGAAUUCACAGCAUGUCUGCUUCGGUGACACCUGCCAAGAGACAACAUGAACAAACUUUUGCAGAGGUAACGGGUAGAAGGAAGUGGCAGAAGUCAUCAGCUUCCGGAUUUGAUAAUGCAGCAUCAGGUGGACAUUCUUCCAACAAAAUUAUAAGGUUACUUUGCCCUGCUGCCAAAGUUGGUGGAAUUAUUGGAAAAGGUGGCAGCAAUAUAGCUCAAAUACGCCAAGAGACUGGAGUAAACGUCCAUGUUGAGGAAAGUGUUCUUGGAUGUGAUGAAAGGGUGGUGGUUAUUGUAAGUUCUGACAAGGAUAGCAAAAUUGUAUCUGAAAAGGAUAAGGCAGAAGUUAACAAGGCUAGGACCCCUGAAUCAGGUGAAAAACCUGAAGAACAUCCAGAAGCUGACGAAAAACAGGCUGUUUCAGCUGAAAACACCCAAUCAGAAAAGGAGAAAGAAAAGGAAACUUCAUCUAUUCAGAAAGCUUUGCUGAUUGUAUUCGACAAAAUGGCUGAUGGGUUGUCUGAGACAACUGAAGGAGAUGAAGAAUCUACCAAGUCGCCAUCAUCUGUUGUUAGGCUCCUUGUCUUUUCCGGUCAAGUUGGCUGUCUGUUAGGGAAAGCUGGCAGUGUAAUAAAACAAAUGUCAUCCGAAAGUGGAACGCAGAUUCGCAUUCUUCCUAAAGAUAAGCUGCCUUCUUGUGCAUCUUCAUCUGAUGAACUGGUUCAGAUCUCUGGCAAGCUUGAUGCCCUCAGGAAAGCACUCCUGGCUGUUUCGCAGCAACUGAUUGAGUAUUAUUCUCGUAACCAUGAUACUUUCUCUGCCAACAAUGUUGGUCCACCCUCACAUUCCUUUGGCCCUCCCCCUAGACAUGAUCGGUAUCCCCAUUCAAAUCAUCCUUUCCAUGGACAUGGUCCACCGCCUUAUUCUGCUGGACAUCAUGAUGGUGACGCCAGUGUUCCUGGUAGAGUGAAUUUUCGUCCUGAGAUCCUAACCUUCCGAUUAUUGUGUAGUGAGGAGAAGGUAGGUGGUGUUAUUGGAAAGGGAGGUUCUAUAGUCAAGGGACUUCAGCAUGAGACAGGCUGUGAGAUCAAGGUCCUAGAUGGUGAAGGCAAUUCCGAUGAUCGCAUAAUUAUCAUAUCUGGCCCUUGCUAUCCAGAGGAUGGAGUAUCUGCGCCACAGGAUGCGGUGCUUAGAGUACAAGCCAGGAUAUUUAGAUCUGCACCCGAAAGCAAGGACAAUACCAUGAUAGCCAAACUCCUUGUCACUUCCAAUCAAACUGGAUGUCUUCUUGGCAAGGGUGGUUCGGUAAUUGCUGAGAUGAGGAAGUCAUCUGGUGCCUACAUCCGUAUUCUGGGCAAGGAUCAAGUGCCAAAGAAUGCUUCAGACAAUGAAGAAGUUGUCCAGGUAAAUGGGGAGUUUGAGGCCGUUCAAGAGGCUCUUUUGCAGAUAACAUCCAGAUUGAGGAACCAUUUCUUCCGAGACUUGUUUCCACCUUUGGACCACCCUCCAAACCCAGGAUUUAUGGAGCCAUUGCCCCCAAUGCCUCCAUAUCCUCCAUACAUGGGCGGGAGGGAAUUUUCACCAUCGGGAACAUUCUCCAACCGAGGUCCUCCAUUUAACAAUUUUGAUGGCCCUGGUGGCCCUCCACCAGUGGGUGGUUUCCGCCCACGUGACGAUCACCCUCCUUUUGCUCCUGAUUUUCCCAGGCCAGGGUUCCCUCCUCACAUGCCUGAAAGAAUGGCACCUGCAGCACCAUGGGGCCCACCACAGGGACCAAUGGAACCUACAGGCCCUAUGGGAUACCCAGACUAUCAAGGUCUUCCUCAAAGAAGACAUACUGGAUUUGGAGGGGGAAAUCAACAAGCUGUUAUUACAAGCACGACUGUGGAAGUUGUUGUUCCCCGCUAUGUCGUUCCAGCAAUAUAUGGGGAGGAUGGUGGAUGUCUGAGACAAAUUCGCGAGUUUUCGGAUGCAAAAGUAACUGUCACUGAUCCCAAACCCGGGUCUUCGGAAACUGUAAUCAUCAUAUCUGGAACACCUGAGCAAACUUACGCCGCGCAAAGCCUCAUUCAAGCAUUUGUAAUCUGCGAGACGGAAGCUUCUUAAAGCCCAUGGCCUUGUCGGUUGGUGGUAACGACAACUCUUGAUGUCAUGGUACAUCCCCUCCUGACCGAAACAGAUUUUCAGCUGAACUAUGUUUAUUUAUUCAUUAACUUUUGGCUAGCUUCUGUUAGUACUUACAAAAUGGACUCCUUUCCGAGGGAAAAAACCCGGUAUCUGAUGCAAUAAGGACUUCUAUGAAAACUGAUACUAUGCUAUAUCAAAUAGUCAUCCAUUUGAUUGGAUGUGUCGAUUAUUCA
Messenger RNA from Andrographis paniculata, 2504 nucleotides. RefSeq names its product KH domain-containing protein HEN4-like. The record is from RefSeq and is a predicted model, not a curated record. Lineage: Eukaryota; Viridiplantae; Streptophyta; Magnoliopsida; Lamiales; Acanthaceae. The transcript has 8 exons. Gene Ontology annotation, molecular function: mRNA binding. Gene Ontology annotation, cellular component: cytoplasm; nucleus. The coding region runs from base 157 to 2250 and encodes 697 amino acids. Gene Ontology annotation, biological process: regulation of gene expression.